This is a messenger RNA of Oryzias melastigma (Indian medaka), 1151 nucleotides long. It is a transcript of the gene lim2.3, whose product is annotated as lens intrinsic membrane protein 2.3. Bases 382 to 903 code for a protein of 173 amino acids. The record is from RefSeq and is a predicted model, not a curated record. NCBI's taxonomy places the organism in Eukaryota, Metazoa, Chordata, Actinopteri, Beloniformes, Adrianichthyidae. Gene Ontology annotation, molecular function: structural constituent of eye lens. Gene Ontology annotation, cellular component: plasma membrane. The transcript is spliced from 5 exons.
UUCACCACCAAUCCCAGUGAUCCUAAAUCUAACCACCAUUUAAUGUAUAGCUCAGAGGGAAUUGCAGGCCGUUAGUUAACUGUGAGGUUGUGAAGCAUUUUCAAUGAAAAGUUCCAAGUCAUCAGUAUUGCAACGCCAUAACAGUUUUGUAUUUUCAGCAAAUUCCUUAAAACACAAAACUCAUCCUCUGUGAUUGGUUGCAGCUCAGCGUGCCCCAUUGUCCCACCGGGCCGUUUGUUCGCUUGGUUUCCUGCACACAAACAAAACUUUCCUGCCGUCCUUGGCAAUACUGGGCUCCCCCUGUGCGUUGACAACCCAAAUUAUUGGAUGCUCUGACUUUUUCUUUGGCCAAAAUAAAGAAAGAGUCUCACUCUCAGCAGGAUGUACAGCUUUAUGGGAGGCGGGUUGUUUUGCGCCGGAGUCGGAAAUAUACUCCUCAUCGUCUCCACGGCAACGGACUACUGGAUGCAGUACCGGCACUCCAGCAGCUACAUGCACCAGGGCCUGUGGCGGUACUGCGUUCCGGGGAAAUGCAUGACGCACACAGACAGUAUCGCCUACUGGGAUGCCACUCGGGCCUUCAUGAUUCUCUCCCUGCUGGCUUGUUUCAUCGGCAUCGUGAUUGGCAUCAUGGCCUUCAUCCACUACUCCUCCUUUGACGGCUUUGACAAGACAUUUGCAGCUGGCAUCCUCUUCUUCAUCUCCUGCUUCUUUGUUUUGCUGGCGAUGGCCGUCUACACCGGGGUGACAGUGAACUACUAUGGUAAACGCUAUGGGAGCUGGCGGUUCUCCUGGUCUUAUAUCAUGGGCUGGGUGGCGGUGGUGCUCACGUUCUUCUCAGGUAUCUUCUUCAUGUGUGCCUACCGGAUGCACGAAUGCCCAAGAAACUCCAACUCUCGCUGACCAGUCAAAGUUGAAGAAAAAGCAGCAGGAACCCAGAGAACUUUGUAAACCUAAAUUAAGAUUAGUUUUGUUCAAGAUCCUAAGUUUCAAUGAAAAAAAAAAAAACUGCUAUACAGUAUCUUUUAAAUUAAGGUUGAAAACAUUAAGAAGUCCCCAUCAUUGCAACUGCAGUGCUUUUAAAAUAUAAUAAAAUAAUGUUCCCAACACUGUUGUGUUUCUUCUCAAUAAACACUCAAAUGAGUUUAAAG